Salvelinus namaycush (lake trout) is the source of this 1620-nucleotide messenger RNA. RefSeq names its product deoxycytidine kinase 1-like. Lineage: Eukaryota; Metazoa; Chordata; Actinopteri; Salmoniformes; Salmonidae. Gene Ontology annotation, cellular component: mitochondrion; cytoplasm. The record is from RefSeq and is a predicted model, not a curated record. The transcript is spliced from 6 exons. Gene Ontology annotation, molecular function: deoxycytidine kinase activity. The coding region runs from base 765 to 1301 and encodes 178 amino acids.
UUUGACGAAAUUGAAAAUGUGUCAGUUUGUCACUUUCAUGAGGUUGGAGUAAUAACAUGUUCAACUACUUAAGACACUGUCUCGAAUAUUGUUUGUGCCUUUUAGAUUGAGAAAAUUAACAACCAGAUUCGUGGACUGUGAGAAGAGUUUCUCAACAUCCACAGAUGUGGUGGGGAGCCACAAAUAAAGAGAAGCAAUGCGGGCCUGAGUUUGCAGCCUGUCUUUCAGCUCCUGCCCACCAGUCCACUGCUCUCACCUGUCUGGCAUCCUCUUCAGACACCUCACUCAAAGCAGGGAUGAUGUGCACAUAGUCCUUCCUCUCUUUCCUGGGACCCUUCCACUCGUGCUGGAUCGAAUAUAUAAAGAGAGCUAGUCUCUGGUGCCUUUCCAUCACAGCCUGCAGCUUAAUGGCACAUUCUCCAUGGCAGCCUUGAAGAGCUCUGCACACACAUCUCUCUCUUGCUCUGGAAGUUCCUCCAGCUGAGUGGUGGUGCCAGUCAUCUGCCUCUGCCAGUGCUGCCAUACUCCAAGAACAUGUGUAGGUUCUGCAUCUUGUAGCCGAUGUUGUGGGCUUAUGGCUCUGAUGUUUUCUCCAGCUUCUUAAGGAGGACCACUAGCUCCAAACUGUGGUCGAUGAUGAACACAUAGGCCUUUAGCAAGGAUUUGUGAUUCCCCAGCAGCUCCUUCAGAUCCUGGACACACUUGGCAGGUGGUGGGACCAUACCUUCCAGACCUACGCCUGCAUGAGCAGGGUCUGAACCCAGAUGAAAGCCACCAAUAGGAAGCUCAGAGAGACAGAGAACCCUGUGCAGUUCUUCGAAAGGUCCGUCUACAGCGACAGAUACAUCUUUGCAGCGAACCUCAAUGAGAGUCUGAACGAGACAGAGUGGUCUAUCUACCAGGACUGGCACGGCUGGCUCCACAAACAGUUUGGGAAACGCAUCGAGCUGGACGGCAUCAUCUACCUUCAAGCCGCACCAGAGAGAUGCAUGGAGAGGCUACAUCUGAGAGGCAGAGAGGAGGAGCAGGGCAUUCCUCUGGAGUACCUGGAGAAACUCCACUUCAAACACGAGAGCUGGCUGCAGCACAAAACCAUGCGGCGAGAGAGGGAGGAAGGAAGUGUUGAUGGGAUUGUGAACGAGGAAGGGAGUGUUACGGAAGGGAGUAGGUUGAGCAUGGUAUAUGAGUAUCUGAUUGACACGCCCAUUCUGACGCUGGAUAUCAACAAAGAUUUUAAAGGGGACAAGGUCAAGGGUGCUGACGUGGUGGAAAAGGUCAAAGAAUUUCUCAGUACCUUGUAAACACCAGUAGAUGACCAUCAUAGCCUUGCCCUGGAUGGCGGCCAGCAGUGAGGACAGAUGUGGAACUUGUUUUGAAAUGAAUGAUGUCAAUUAUUUUUUAGAUUAUUUUUUAAAGCAUUUUAAAUUUAUCGACUUGCAUGGGUACCUGCAUGGGUAAACACAAUAUGAUACGUUUGUAUAGCUUGGUUUCACCUUCAUAUCCUCUCUGUUUUAUUUAUCAAUAUGAAUGAGAAGGGGGAAAAACCUGAAUAUGUAUUUCUUUAUUGGAAAUCAUUUGUGUUGUUUUAUGAACGCCUAAAAUAAUAAAGGGCUACCAGUA